Diversispora eburnea is the source of this 174-nucleotide messenger RNA. Lineage: Eukaryota; Fungi; Glomeromycota; Glomeromycetes; Diversisporales; Diversisporaceae. The record is from the annotation of a GenBank genome assembly.
AUGGAGAGAACCAAUGUUAUUCCGGAAAGAAUGAUUGAAAUAGUUGUUAACGAUCGUCUCGGUAAAAAAGUUCGAGUAAAAUGCAAUCCAAAAGAUACAAUUGGACAAUUGAAGGUGUUAAUUUCAGCCCAAAUAGGUACUGACGCUUCCAAGAUUUCGUUACGGAAAUGGUAA